AUGAAGAGAGACGUUCGUGAGUACGUCUUAGAAUGUGUAACUUGCCACCGGAUUAAAGCUGAACAUCAGAAGCUAGCUGGAGAGUUGCAGUCUCUACCUGUUCCGGGAUGGAAAUGGGAGCACAUCAUGAUGGACUUUUUGAUGGGACUACCGAGGACUGAGCACAGGCAUGAUGCCAUCUGGGUGGUGGUGGACAGGUUGACGAAAUCUGCGCAUUUCAUACCGUUUCAUGCGACGUAUUCUCGGAAGGUUCUGGUUGAAUUGUACUUGGAGCAUGUCGUCAGACUUCACGGAGUGCCGUUGUCCAUCACGUCCGAUCACGACACUCAUUUUAACGCAAGAAAUACCUACACCUUGCUGAGUUCGCAUACAACAACAGCUAUCAGGCCAGUAUCGACUCGUCAACAGAGCUAUGUUGACAGAAGGUGUAGGCCUUUGGAAUUCCCAGAAGGUGAAUUCAUUAUGCUGAAAGUGUCCCCACGCAAGGGAGUUGUUCAAUUUGGUGUGAAAGGAAAGGUUGCGCCAAGGUAUAUUGGACCCUUUCUGAUCGUGCAACGAGUCGGUGUUGUGGCGUAUCGUCUUACCUUGCCGCCUGAGUUAUCUCACGUGCAUGACGUGUUCCAUGUCUCUAUGCUUCAGAAAUCUCAACCUGAUCGAGAAGCUGUAGUGCAAUGGUAUGACGUUCUGAUACAGUAUGAUGCGACAUACGAGGAGGCACCAAUUUAG
Morus notabilis is the source of this 726-nucleotide messenger RNA. RefSeq lists its product as uncharacterized. NCBI's taxonomy places the organism in Eukaryota, Viridiplantae, Streptophyta, Magnoliopsida, Rosales, Moraceae. The record is from RefSeq and is a predicted model, not a curated record. Gene Ontology annotation, molecular function: nucleic acid binding. The coding region runs from base 1 to 726 and encodes 241 amino acids. The transcript is spliced from 3 exons.